Molecule: messenger RNA, 1151 nt
Organism: Colias croceus (clouded yellow)
Lineage: Eukaryota; Metazoa; Arthropoda; Insecta; Lepidoptera; Pieridae
Product: all trans-polyprenyl-diphosphate synthase PDSS2-like
Exons: 4
Biological process (GO): isoprenoid biosynthetic process; ubiquinone biosynthetic process
Cellular component (GO): transferase complex; mitochondrion
Molecular function (GO): prenyltransferase activity
Source: RefSeq, a predicted model, not a curated record
GAACUGGACUGGCGUGACGUCACGAUGGAAGCUGAGCAAAUUGUAGGCUACCCUACAUCGUUCCUGAACCUGCGCUGGCUGCUCAAUGAUGAGAUUGCGAAUACCGCUAUACAUUUGAGAAAAUUGGUCGGCACCAAUCAUCCUCUGCUCAAGUCAGCCAAAAAUUUGUUGAUCGGUUCCAAAAGUAACCUUCAAUCCGUUGGUCUGGUCAUUCUCCUGGUGUCCAAGGCCGCCGGCUUCGACAGUAGUCGGUAUACUGGCGAUUAUCAUGACUCCGGUGUUCUACACUCUCAACGAGCACUUGCCGAAAUAGUGGAAAUGAAAAGAACGGGGCAUUUGAUACAUAAGACGAUGGCUAAUCUUCAGGAUAAAGAAAAAAGUGGAGAGAAGUAUAAGGACUUGCUGUAUGGGAACAAGAUUGUGUUGCUAACUGGCGAUUACCUCCUAGCUAAGUGUUUGCAGCAUCUCGGUGGAUUGAGAAACAAUGAAGUAACUGAGCUCAUCUCGACCGGUUUAAGAGAUCUGGUGGAAGGCGACUUUAUUGGGGAUCACGAUGAUGAACAUAAACCCUUGCCGAGCAAACCUAAAGCAACCAAUGAAGUAACCAGCAACUACCUUUGGGAGAACGAAGAUAACUUAGCCAAACUGGGAUCCAACACGUUUCUGGGUCAAGGCAAAGACGAAUGGCUCUUACGGACUAUGCUCACAUCUGGCAGUUUACUCGGCAAGGGUUGCCAGGGCGCUAUGAAACUCGCGUUCAAGGGGGAACAGUUCGAGAGAGACGCAUACAAGCUGGGAGGACAUUUAGCCAUCAUGUGGCAACUCUAUCUCGACAUUAAGGACUUCUUUACACACCCAUAUUCAUACUCCUUGGUUGGCGCGCCAGUAAUAAUAGCUAUGUGGGAGUAUCCCUCGCUCUAUGGCCAUAUAUGGUCCGCUGCAAUAGAGAAACGGCCCAUAGAGUACAAGCAGUUGUAUUACGCGGUAAGAGGCACCAGAUCUAUGGAUUAUAUUUCAAAAUUUCUAGACGAAGAACUAGCGGCCGUUCUGAAAUAUAGUGAUAAAUUUCCCGUUGAAGACGCGAGGUUGGCUCUCCAAAAAAUGGCGUUGACUAUACACGGUGAAACGUUGCAAUAUAUGGAGAAAUAAUG